UCACAAAUGUUUGUUAAAAUAUUAAUUGUGAUGGUUACAUAAUAGAAUUUAAUUAUUUUAUAUCUUUUUAUCAUUUUCAUAAGUUUAUGCUUUAUUCGCGUUUUUCUGCCCUCGGAGGGAAUAAAACAAGAUGGCUGCGCCCUUGGAAACUCUCCUCCUUCAAGUCCGCUGCCUGUCCUUAUCAUCCACCAGAAGACUCUUGGUUAGGUGUAACAGCGCCCUGGUAAGGAGCUCUCCAGUUAACCCGCGAGUACUGCCAGGUCAGUCAGCACUGCUAUCCUCACAUGUACAGACAUUCUGUACCACAACCACAAGAUGGGCAGAGGAAGCAAAGGAGGAGUCCACAGAAACUACAGAGAAGAAACAGGAAGAUGCUGAAGAAUCCCAACAGGAGGACACCAGUCUUGAUGAAGACAUUGAGAGGAGGCAGAAGUGGAUGGAGAUGUACAACUCCUGUCUGCCAGGAUAUGGCCAGGUGUUUGAUGGAAUCCCCUACAACCAGCUGCCUGUUAUCCAUGUCUUUGCCAACUGGAACAACACACAUGCAACCUGUACUGACAGCACAGGAAAGAUACUUGCUCAAACAACCUGUGGAAAAGAAGGAUUUAAGAAUGCUAAGAAGGCCACUUCUGUAGCUGCUGAGGUAACAGGACAGUCCAUAGCAACAAAAGCACUUGAUCUUGGAAUCACCAAUGUGCGGCUGGUACUGCGAGGGAUCGGACCAGGCAGGCAGCCCAUCGUCAAGGGAGUUCAAAUGGGAGGAGUAAACAUUGUGUCCAUCACCGACGGCACACGUUUCUCAGCCACUGGUCCUCGGCCAAGAAAGGCUCGUCGAAUCUAACUCAGUGUAAAUUUGUAAUUAGAUAGACUGUAGCUUGACUUUCAUUGUUGAUUUUAGAAGUACACAUUUGAGAUUGUAAACAAAUAUGAGAAGAGUGUUAUACUUCAAACUGAUGACAGAAACUGUCUUAUUAUGACUUAUAUCAGUUUACACAGUGAUAUUGUUAAUGGGACAUUGUGCUGGUUUUUUCUUUAGCAAAACCAACAGGAAAUUGCACAAGCUUUAGCACAUAAUGUGUAGAAAGAGAACACAAGAUGUAUGAAUGUGAAAAUUACAUCUGAAUAUUCUACAUUCAUCUGACAGCAGUCAAUAAUUGCAUUUGUAAUCAGCCAAAUGUAUCUGCAAAUAAAGUCGGCAAUAAAAUCUUGUCCAUGCUAAUAUAUAAAAUCUAUAAUUUAGAAAUAUUUGCAUAGUGGCAAGACGUUUUGCAUUUUGCUUCCAUUUAAAGUGCAGAUAAAAAUGGAGGAAGUAUCUAAAAACAACUGAUACACAAGAAUUAGGGGCCUGCCCUCCACAUUACUGACAUCUGACAUAAAUUCUUCAUUAGAAAAACUCUCAAAAAUUACAAAAACAAUUAUCAUAGCUAUACCUAAUGUUGAUAAGUAAAACCGCAUCAUAAUUGAUUUUUUAUCAAAGUGAAAUCAAAAUUUCAAUAUUUAACAACUUUUUCCUUGGA
This is a messenger RNA of Branchiostoma floridae (Florida lancelet), 1517 nucleotides long. Its product is annotated as 28S ribosomal protein S11, mitochondrial-like. NCBI's taxonomy places the organism in Eukaryota, Metazoa, Chordata, Leptocardii, Amphioxiformes, Branchiostomatidae. Gene Ontology annotation, molecular function: structural constituent of ribosome; mRNA 5'-UTR binding; small ribosomal subunit rRNA binding. Gene Ontology annotation, cellular component: ribosome; mitochondrial small ribosomal subunit. Gene Ontology annotation, biological process: translation; ribosomal small subunit assembly; maturation of SSU-rRNA from tricistronic rRNA transcript (SSU-rRNA, 5.8S rRNA, LSU-rRNA). The record is from RefSeq and is a predicted model, not a curated record. Bases 131 to 841 code for a protein of 236 amino acids. The transcript is spliced from 7 exons.